AUGAAAUCAUCAAAAGUUAUUCAUACGAUUCACUAUGCAGGAUCGAAUCGUCUUCAUAUUAUCGUCUUGUAUUUACUGCUUGCUAGUUUAACAAUCCUAUGGGGUCUGUCGUUUAUUUAUUAUUCGCGUACGAUCCGACUUGAUCGAAAUCAAUUGGGAAUCCUUAAUCAACGAUUGGCUGAAUUGGAAUCAACGCAAAUCAUCAUAUCAGGCAAUGCGAACGCUAAUGACGCACUGAAUCGCCGAUCGAGACAUGCGCGAUUGAAAUCAAAACUAUUCAAUAAACAUCCAGGAGAAGAGAUAGAUGAUGUUGAUUCACUUUUAGGAUCAAUUUAUUUCAAAGUACCGCCCAUGGCAAUGUCAACGUUUUGUGUUAAAUCGGUAGAUCAUUGUAAAAAAUUGGUGUCAGAAAAUGAAGAAUUACGUGGACCUAAAGGUGAACGAGGCGAACGUGGUUAUCCUGGACUACCAGGAUUAGCUGGCCCAGCAGGACCAACAGGAUCACCUGGUCCGAGUGGAGUUCCUGGACCAAUAGGUCCACAAGGGCCGAAAGGUGAUCCAGGUGAUACAAUUCAAGGUCCAGCUGGUCCACCAGGUCCAAUCGGACGACCUGGUUUUCCAGGUCCACGUGGUGAUAUUGGCCCACAAGGUCCUCCUGGUACUUGCACUUGUCCUUCAUCGCCAGUAUCAUCACCAUCCAUACCAUUCUCAUCAUUAUCGGAUCCUAAACAAGAUACAACAAAGCGUGACGCAACGCUUCGUCGUGCUCAACGUUGCAUCUUCUCUUUCAUCGGCACGCCUGUACUUCUCAAACAAGACAAUUAUACAUUCGGCGCAUGGUUCAAAGAUCCUAUGCCGCGCACCGCCAAUGGUGCUCAAAAGGUAUAUGUUACACGACAUGUCAUUGGCAACCAAUUAUAUGAGUAUAAUAGCGAAACCGACUUAACUCACGAUAAACCUAAUCGGAUUAUCACAUUACCCUACCCAUAUUCUGGAGUGAAUCACGUUGUUUACCAAGGCAGUUUUAUCUAUAAUGUUGAAAACAAGAAUACUAUCAUACGUUUUGAUCUUAUCUCGGAAAGUGAAACUCAAUCGACCGAGAUAGUUGCCAGUCGUGAACCACUCUACAAUACACCGCAAUCGAAUUGGUAUGAUUUUUCAAUUGAUGAAAACGGUCUCUGGAUUUUGUAUCGCGAUAAACUAACGAAAAAUUUCAUUGCCGCCAAUAUUAAUCCUGACACUUUAGAUACUCAACAAACAUGGAUUCUACCGUAUAAUCCAUCAAGUUUAAGUCAAGCUUUUAUUGCAUAUGGUGUUUUUUAUGGUGUACAAUAUUAUAAUAAACAACAAUCAUAUAUCGAUGUGGUCUACGAUAUUUAUUCAAAUGUGGCAUUUACAACAACAAAGAUUCGUUUUGCUGUUCCAUUUCAAUUCUUAGCUCAAUUAACGUAUAAUCCCCCAAACAUGUUUGCCGGAGGAUUUACCUCAUCUUCAGCGGCAUUAUGUUCGCCACCAAUGAUGGUACCGUACGAUGUGCCUGUUCCUCAACCAUUUGCAAGUCCUGUUCCAGUACCACAACCUUUCGUACAAAAUUUUGUUCAAGCUGUCGAUGUACCUGUGCAGAACACAAUUCAGCCGGUAAUUUUACCAACACCAGUUUCAGUUCCAUGCCCUCAGCCGGUUCCCGUACCGGUUGAUCGUCCAUGCGCUGUUCCAGUUCCUGUCUCAGUACCAUGUCCUCAACCAUAUCCAGUACCUGUUGAUCGUCCAUGUCCUGUGCCUAUUCCUCAACCAGUUCCCGUACCCAUCGACCGUCCAUGUUACGUACAUGUCGAAGUUCCUGUUCCAUGUCCUCAACCAGUUUCAGUACCAGUUGAUCGUCCUUGUCCCGUACCAUUUCCAGUACAGAUCCCCGUCGAUCGUCCUUAUCCAGUACCUGUUGAAGUUCCUGUUCCAGUUGAUCGUCCUGUCCCAGUUCCCUGUCCUCAACCAUUUCCAGUCCCCGUUCCAUGCCCUCAACCCUAUCCAGUACCCGUUCCCAUCUCAUGCCCAGCACCUAUGUCCGCGCCAUUAACAUGUGCACGACCUAUGAUGUUACCACAGCCUAUGUGCUCUCAGCCUAUGUGCUCUCAGCCAAUGGACAUGCGUACACCAGUUCCGGUCCCAGUUCCAGUGCCCGUGCCAGUUCCUGUACAAGUUCCUAUGCAAGUUCCUCAACAGUGCCAAUAUAGUGUACAAGAAGAGAGUUAUAGACCAUCAUCUUGUCGUGUUAUAGAACGCAUUGUCGAAGAGCCAAUCCGAAUCAAAUGUCGCCGUCGGCGACGCCGCUGCUGCUGUCGAUCACGUAGCUGCACGCCGGCAAGUUUACCACCGAUCAUUAUACCGAUUCCAAUUCAAGGACCUCCUGCUAUCGCUGAGCAACCACAAUUACAAGUAACUGAAUACGUUCAAGAUAUAUAUCCGCCAGCACAAGUUUAUACAGAACAAGUACCGAUAGGCUAUGUUGCUCGAGAUUCUGGACUUUUACAAUCGAAUUUAAUUAAAACAGAACGAACUUCACUCAAUUGUCAACCAGGAGUAGUUUUGUCAUCAAACUCCGUUGGCCCUCGUACAUUACAGAUACCCAAUCAACUCAUAACACAAUUAUCAAAUGGUCAAAUUAUUCAACGGCCAUUGAGUGUGAGCAGUAAUCGUACUAUUCAAACUGUGAUGUUAUAA
Molecule: messenger RNA, 2718 nt
Organism: Adineta ricciae
Lineage: Eukaryota; Metazoa; Rotifera; Eurotatoria; Adinetida; Adinetidae
Source: the annotation of a GenBank genome assembly